AUGGCAGAGAGGAAUUACACGUUGGUGGCAGAGUUCAUUCUCGAAGGCCUGAGUGACCACCCGAAGAUGAAGGCAGUCCUCUUUGUGGUGUUUCUGAUCAUCUACAUGAUUACCCUUUUGGGCAACAUGGGGAUAAUUGUAGUCAUCCGAGGCGAUCCCCGACUCCACACAUCUAUGUACUUUUUCCUCGGUAGCCUCUCUGUUGUUGAUAUCUGUUUCUCUUCUGUCAUUGCUCCCAAGACUUUGGUGAACUUCCUGUCAGAGACGAAAACCAUUUCCUUUGUUGGCUGUACAGGGCAAGCCUUCUUUUAUAUUGUCUUUGUGACAACUGAAUGCUUUCUCUUAGCUGUAAUGGCCUAUGACCGAUAUGUGGCCAUCUGUAGCCCUCUUCUCUAUUCAGUUGUUAUGACUAGGAGGCGGUGUAUACAGCUGGUGGUUGGAUCAUACCUAGGGGGUAUCAUAAACUCUGUCAUACAGAUGAUCUUCAUCAUCAGACUGCCUUUCUGCAACUCCAAUGUUAUCAACCACUUCUUCUGUGAUGUCCCUCCCCUCCUUGCUCUGUCCUGUACCAACACCUACAUCAAUGAGAUGAUCCUCUUCUCCUUAGCUGGUGUUAUUGAGCUCAGCACUGUCUCCACCAUCCUGGUCUCCUAUAUUUUCAUCUCCUUUGCCAUCCUGAGGAUCCGUUCAGCUGAUGGCAGGCAAAAAGCCUUCUCCACCUGUGCUUCCCACCUGACGGCUGUGAGCAUGUUAUAUGGGACAACGAUCUUCAUGUAUUUGCGUCCCAGCUCUAGUUACUCUCUGAACAGUGACAAAGUGGUCUCUGUUUUCUACACAGUGGUGAUCCCCAUGUUGAACCCCCUCAUCUACAGCUUGAGGAACAAGGAAGUGAAGGAUGCUCUGAGGAGAACAGCAGAAAGAAUUGUAGCUGUACAUUGA
Messenger RNA from Tinamus guttatus (white-throated tinamou), 939 nucleotides. RefSeq names its product olfactory receptor 5G9. Gene Ontology annotation, cellular component: membrane. Gene Ontology annotation, molecular function: G protein-coupled receptor activity; olfactory receptor activity. Lineage: Eukaryota; Metazoa; Chordata; Aves; Tinamiformes; Tinamidae. Gene Ontology annotation, biological process: G protein-coupled receptor signaling pathway. The record is from RefSeq and is a predicted model, not a curated record.